Messenger RNA from Larimichthys crocea (large yellow croaker), 4545 nucleotides. It is a transcript of the gene cracdla, whose product is annotated as cracd like a. The record is from RefSeq and is a predicted model, not a curated record. The transcript has 12 exons. Bases 400 to 3477 code for a protein of 1025 amino acids. Lineage: Eukaryota; Metazoa; Chordata; Actinopteri; Sciaenidae.
UGGGAGUUGGCUAAUUCCUGAUGUGGACGACACAAGCCUGAGGUUCAAACAUUAAGACCGGGACGAGUCGGCUUAGAGAGGAGGACAAAGAGAGGGGGGAAGAGGAGCAGAGGUGCUGCUGUUAGACGCUGGGUAAGUUCACUCAUUUCUGCAGCACACAGUGUGUGAAUGUGUGUGUGUGUGUGUUUGACAGGUUUCCACAGGGAGAAGUAUGUGGACGUCAGGUGAAUUUUGUGCCUUUAAGCUGCUGUUGUUGUGGAUUAUGGUGUUGUGAAAUCUUACAAAGGAUCUCAAUCUCUGCAAUGUCAAUAAUCCACAGGAUUAUCCCGUGUUUCUGUUUCUGGGGCUGCACGGCUCGGCUCGCCGGAUGACAAAACUCUUGAGUUCUUCUGUGCAGCGAUGGAGUCUUUCUAUGGAGAUGCAGAAGAAAGCACUGAGGACAUUCCAGGACGUAAAAAGUCCAAGUUCAAGUCUCUGAAAACUCGUCUCUUCGGGAGGAGUAAGAGAGCAGGUGGAGAGGAAGACGCCAAACUCAGUCAGUCAGCCAGUGACAUCACAGCAGAGAAGGACCUCGGAUCAGAGGAAGACUUGGCAUGCUCCCAGGGGAUGAUGGGAUCACGGGCAUUGUCCCAUGACAGCAUUUUUCUGGCUGAUCAGGUCCUGACAGACGCUGAUCCAGCCAGAGUCUUAUCCCAGGAGAAUGUGCACAGCAAGAUUAAAGCUCUGCAGACGAAGCUUCAGCUGCAGAAGUUGCAUUUCGGGCCACCGCCUAUGGUUCUGCCCACCAAACGACCAGAGGAUGAAAGCCACUCCGAGGACGACGGACUUCCCCGUAGCCCCACUGAGGUCUCCAGAGGUGACGUCACAACCCAGGGAACCCUCACCAAGACCCGUCCACUCUCACCUGUCCCCAAACCUGCACCUACCAAACCUCUGCCCCUGAUUCCCUCCCAUCCUUCGCCUCCUUCUCUCUCCUCCAAUUCUUCUGUUGUUGAGCUCCCGCUGGACUUCAGCUCUCCAGCUCAGUUCACCCCCUGCCUGGACACCUCUGCUGCACGCCACCGGAUGUCUGUCAAGCCGAAAAACCAGAGAGCCAGCACCAAGAGGAGACUCGCUACAACCGACUCUAAGUCUCUCUCAGAUGUCCUGAACAACAUCGACCACAAUGAGUCUGUGAAAGUAGAAGAGCAGCAGCGUAUUACUCAAGAGGAGGUGGCAUUAGAAACAGAACAAGUAGAGGCCGCCGCUCCUAUUACAUCCCAGCACCUUCCUUCAAAAUCCCCAGAUGUGGAACCAAUCACUCCAGAGGCAGCAUCCAAAUCAUCCAGCCUAACUUUUCCCCAACAGGACCAGGCUCUUCCUGGGAGAGUGUCCUCUGUACUUAGAGUUAAGCCCCACAGAGCGGCUGAUGUAUUGUCCAGUGAGCGGCCACACUCGUCUUAUAUACCAUCAGAACUGCAGGACAAACGAGAGGAGGGGUUUGAGAUACAAGUAAUGUCCCAUGACAAGAGAAAAACUGCUGCUGUGAUGACUGAAGUUUCCUCUGCCUUUGGCUCAGGGGUUCAUCAGCAGGUUCAAGUGGAGACGGAAAACACAAGAGGAAUAAGAAGACCCACCCCGGGAUCUGGAUCCUUCUAUUCCCCCAUCACCACUGCCAAAAACCAAGAUGGAGAAAGACCCCGAUCGGGCAGUUUUGUGGGAGUGCUCGAACAGACUGAAGCCAGGCACAAACUGGAGGAUAAACCCUUUGCAAGCUUCAGGGAAAAGCCAGAGCCAAGAGGGCCCUCUGUCGCUGUGGGAAGACUUAGACAAGAUGGAGCUCCAGCCAAAAGUUCAGGUCUUCCAUGGGACAGGAAGGACAGCCUCACAAAGGUGGAAUCAGUGACGCCGUCUAAAAAUAUAACCACAGAUACAGGCGCUGUCAAGGAGGUGGGGAGCAGCCACGAGGUGGAAGAGGCGGCAGAAGCGCAGGAGGUCGAGGAGGACGAAGGGAAGAGGGCGUUUGGUAUUAAACUGCGCUCCACGUCUCAAUCGAUGAAAUUUCGUCCCGACGUCUCCUCUAACCUUAACUCAAAGCCCCCGGCGAGUGAGGAGCCAUGUGACAAACAGAAAAGACAGGAAACAAAUGAUAGUGCCAGCUUCACGUGUAAAAAACUGUCAACAAACAUCUUUGGUACAACGUCCACCUCUGGAGACCUGCGACAGUCAGAUCCAGCCCCAUCUAGCUUCUCCCUUCCAGUCAAGCAUAACCCGCCAUCGAUUUGUCUUCCUCCCGUCAUGCCAGCAGAACCCCAAACAACCUCCACGAACCCUAAAGAAGUUGAAGCUUCCCUCACAGCGCCUCAGGAGCCCACACCUGCCGCACAAUCGACCCCACCUGAGGUGUCCUGGAUGAGCUUGGCGAUGGAAAAGACCAGAAGCCUCCAACAGCUUCUUGCUAGAAGAUUACCCAGAGAUUUUACAGGCGUGCAGACAGUGACUCGACCUCAAGCGCAAGCGCAGACGACAAAUCAAGCGGAGACGGUGACUGUAAAAAGUACAACACCAGUAGAGACUGCAAAUCAAGCAUCCAUUGAUGUAGUCAAAGCAGAAACAGUGCAAAGUAGAAGUCCAGCACAGACUGUCAAACCGUCGCUUAUAGCAAUGCAACAGAAGUCAACGGCAUCUCCUGUUCAGUCAAACACCUCUAGAGAACCACAGACAUCAAAACAAACCAAUGAACUCCAGUCACAUCCAAAUACACCUCAGUCCGCCUCACAGUCUGCGUCCAUGCAGACUAACCGAUGGACAACCCAGCCUCCCUUGCAGUCUUCUGUACAAACAGAGGCCUCGCCUCAGUUUGCACAAGGGAGUGUCCCACAAUCUCUUGCACAAUCUUAUCUUUCCUCGGGCCAGCAGCAACCACCCUGGAGCAAUCGAGGUGUUCCCCCCGCCACCCAGCUCAAGCCCACAACUUCAGUUUCCACCACAUCAUCAGCUCGAGCUCCUCCUCCAGUUUAUGCCUUGGCAAAAGGGGAAAGGGAACCGAGCGUAGUGCAGGAAAAGGACGGUGGAUCUCUGUCAGGAAGAGGGGCCGUUUGGGCCGGGUCAGUAAGCGGGAAGGCUGCUUUUUUGGAGAAAAGGGCAGAGUGGACCACUCCACCUGGAAACAAGGGGGUAGAGGUGAAGAAAGCUCGAACAGAAGCCCAGACAUCAGGUGAAUCCGCCGCCACAGCCAAAACCACGCCUCUAAGCAAAGACACACAACCAGAAGGAAGACCAGGGCUGAAACCAGCAGAGUCAAGCCCCACCAAGAUUCCAGACAGGCCCCGUGAGGACAAAUGGCUGCUGAAAAAUACGCCAUCGUCUUCAUUGCCCUCGUCGUCGUCGCCCACGAUGCCGUCAGCUUUGCAGUCCAUGUCCGACAGCAGCCAGCCGUCCUGGAUGGAACUGGCAAAAAGAAAAUCAAGGGCCUGGAAUGAUAAGGCCAUGGACUGAAAGGGAAAACACACAUAUUGUUGUGUCUGUGAGAAAAGUGUUUGUAUACUGAAUUUUAUUUAAUUGUAAAGUGUUAAUGUUAUACUGAGAGGCAGACAGAGAGAAUAUAUAAUAUAUAUAUUGAUGAGUUCAUUCUCCAACACAAGCACUUCAAGAUAAAAAAGUAUUUCUGUAUCAUGUUUUUGUGAUUCAGCGUGUCACUGCUGUUAAAUAAUAAAAUUUCUAACGUUACAUUUUUCUGUCAUUUGUACGGAGCCUUAAAGUAAGAUGGCAAUGAUCGACUUUUAACUGGAGUUCGCAUGCUCUGUCCAUGUCUGCGUGGCUUCUCCCACAGGCCGAAGACAUGCAGGUUUAUUGGUGACUCUGCAUUGUUGGAGUUAUUCAUUGUUAAUGUGAGCGUGAAUGCUUGUUUGUCUCUCCUGGAGGAUCCCGAGGUGUUCCCAGGCUAGAUCGGCGACGUCAAAGAGGGCCAGAUUUGACAGAUGUGAAGAUGUGAAGAAACCAAGUCACAUCUGGAGUCAGAUAACACAGAAUAAGCUGUAUGGAACACGUUAAAACUUGCAUGAAUUUGAUACAAAUCUUCACCUCAUGUUCACUGAAAGCAGAAAGUAAUAUUUUGGGUCACAUCUACAGGUACAGCAGCAGUUUACGCCCUCAGAGGUUCACUUUUAGAGCGUUCGAACGCCAAAGCCAAGCCAAAUCCUCCAGCCACACAGAAUCUGACAAUCCUAGCAGGCCAUAAAUAAUAUAUUAGAAACAUGAAGCUUUGGGCUACAUGAAAUCUGACCGCUGGCCGUGAUUGGACCCCCCUGUCUGGGCUAUGUAGACCCUCCAGCAGGUUCUGGGUCUGCCUGAAGGCUGCAAACCUUCAUUUGUGCCAAGUUCUGAAUGAAUCUGGACCUUUGAACCGAGUCAGUCAGGGUGGAGAUCAGGAGUUUCGUCGGUAGGUGUCGCUGCAGAAUCUCCUCGUGUUAGGAAAACAGACACACGUGAGGUUGUAAACAAAAGUGUGUGUGUGUGUGUGUGUGUGUGUGUGUGUGUGUGUGUGUGUGUGUGUGUGUGUGUGUG